GUAUUCCGAGCUUAAUUCUCGCGCACGUCACUUUCGGAAAAUGCAAUCGCGCUGAAAACGCGAUGACGUAAACGGUUUUGUUGCGGCAACUUCUCGUGAAAUUGCUUCCUUCCUACGUGUCACUUUGUGUGUGUGCGUGUGCAAAGUGUGUGUCGAGAUCGAGACUACAUCGCUGCAAGUCGCGGUCAAGGAAAAUGGCUGAGGAACAGCCGACGUACAAACUGAUCUACUUCAAUGCACGGGGUCGUGCCGAACACAUUCGCUACAUAUUCGCUUACGCGGGCAUCGAUUACGUCGACGAGAGGAUCUCCAACGAUCGCUGGCCCGAGCUUAAAAAGGCGAUGCCUUACGGGAUGCUGCCAGUUCUGGAGAUGAACGGCAAACCGAUAGCCCAGAGCAACGCCGUGGCGCGUUACUUGGCCCGCGAGCACAAUCUUGCAGGCAAGGACGAAUGGGAAUCGAUGCUCUGCGACGUGCUGGUCGAUACUUUGGGAGACCUGAAACAAUUCAUCUUUCAGUAUCGCACGGAGGAGGAUCUCUUCAAGAAGGAGGAGAAGAAGGUGAAGCUUCUAAAGGAGACGAUACCGUUCUACCUGAACAAGUUCGAGCAGACCGUUGCCGAGAACAACGGUUACGCGGUUGGCUCCAUGACUACGUGGGCGGACUUCGUGUUCACGGUGGCGCUGGAAAACUUUGAGAACAUUUUCGGCGCGUCGGCUCUGGAGAAUUAUCCAGCGUUGCGCGCCUUGAAGAAACGAGUGCACGAGAUUCCCGCAAUCGCCGACUGGUUGGCCAGGCGACCGCAUUCGGAGUUUUGAAAGGUCGUCUCGAUCGACGACGACGACAGUCGGAAGAGGACAUCGGCAUCGCGAACAAGCACAUAUCCGCGCGUCUGUAGCUCACUGUCCUGCAUCGCUGUAACGGAAGGGAACGUCUCGCGCCUGUACGAUCGAUAUCAUACCCGUGGCAUACCAAGCGGCCGCUUUAAUCUAUCCUUUUUCAAUGCACUUUCCUCGCACCACGUAUUCGUGAUGCCUCGCGUAAAGUAGCGUCAAGUUUCCCGGCUGGAAAAUUUCGAACGGUUCGAGAGAGCAAUUCGGAUUUCCGGAAUCUGAGAACUUCCCUGGAAGAAAGUUUUACGGCGACGAUACUUGUCUCUGCACCAGGCCGAAUUGUAAUUGUGCAAAAACUUGCAGACUGUCACUGCUAUAUGGGUGUCUAGGUAUACGAACGAGGCUUAUUCAAUGUGUUCAUUGUCGCGCGUCGUGUUACUUAUGUUGUGCGCGAAACGAUACACCUCGCAAGAUGUAGUUUCUCUGUAUCCAUAGCGCGUCGUUACAUCAUCUUCACCCGGUUCGCAAGAUACACUAUCGGAUCGGAGCGUAGUACAUGACACGAUACACAGGGUAAUAUACGAGUAUCAAGAGCAGAAGAAUACUUUCAACAAUAUCGUGAGACACAUGUCGCCGCUAUUAUUUCUAUAUGUUACGCUGUAACACUUUUGAACAAACGCAUCAAACGGAACGCAGUCAAUUGAUGUCGCGCAAUAAAGAUUUUAAAAUCAUUUAUAAUAAUUAAUUAUAAUAAUUUUCUCGAGUAGAGACUUUGUCUUCGUAUAUGCGUAAAGAUGUAAUAAUUCGUACCGCACAUGUAAAAUAUACUUAAUAAUUGAUAUCAUGUUGAGGUACCGAACAACAAGAUCAAGAUGUGUUUGAUCGUGUUUGAAAGAAAGGUAACGGAUAGUCAAAUAACGUUGACACGGGUGAGGCAAUAAAUAACGCGGAUUUUUUAACGCGUUACUGCAGAAAAAGAUAAAAAGCUUUUUGUGCUUUGAUCGACGCCUCGUUGAAAAGAGACGUACGCGAGCACGACACAUAGUCAAUUGUGUAAUGAUCAAACGACAUCGGUAGCGCAAAGAAGGUACUUGUAUUCCAAGUACGAAUGUACAAUGUAUGUGCAAUGUUAUACGUAAUGUUAAGUGUAACGUUAAGUUUUCAAGUUACAAAUGAUGUAAGAUAAAUGUUAUUACGAUGUUAUAAGAGAUGGUAUGACUGAUGACGAUAAUAAUAAUGUGAUGAGAAUAUCAUGCAAAUGAAUAUC
Molecule: messenger RNA, 2100 nt
Organism: Ooceraea biroi (clonal raider ant)
Lineage: Eukaryota; Metazoa; Arthropoda; Insecta; Hymenoptera; Formicidae
Product: glutathione S-transferase
Biological process (GO): glutathione metabolic process
Molecular function (GO): glutathione transferase activity
Source: RefSeq, a predicted model, not a curated record